AAAAAAGAAGACCACAUGAUCAAAACAAAAACAUUAAUAAUAAAAAAAAUAUUGGACUGAUAUAACCUCUCUUUUUCUCUUUCAAGGGGCCAAGAGGAAGAAGAAGAAAUAUCAAAGGUGGGAAUCGGAGGGAGAGAGAGAGAGAGAACAAUCACGCAGUAACAUUCUUAUGGCCGCAGCUGCGACGAAGAAGCUGCACGAGUUGAGCCUCGGCCCGGAUUCCGUCUUCUUAUAUCCCUUCUUCUUUGGCCUUGACUCGAAUCGCUCUGAUUAUAAGGAACAUCUCCAAGGCGUCUAAAACUUCUCGUAAUCCACAACGAGGACACCCGUAACGACAACAACAACGAAGGACAAGUCGUUAGCUUUUGAGGUUUCCGAUGGGGCACCGAAGCAACAACAUAGGGAAGUACCAGUUCCUUCGGACGAUCGGUGGCGGCACGUUUGCUAAGGUGAAGCUGGCCGUGGACAGCACAAACAACCAGUAUGUCGCGAUUAAGGUCAUUGAUAAGCACAUGGUCAUGCAGAGCAAUCUCAAAAGCCAGGUGCAACGAGAGAUUAAGACAAUGAGGCUUCUGCAUCAUCCGAACAUCAUUCGGAUACACGAGGUUAUCGGAACAAAAACGAAGAUUUACAUAGUUAUGGACUAUGUGUCGGGAGGGCAGCUGACGGACAAGCUGUCUUAUGAGAAGAAACUGAACGAAUAUGAGGCAAGGAAGCUGUUCCAGCAAUUGGUUGAUGCAGUGGAUCAUUGCCAUAACAAAGGAGUCUAUCAUAGAGACCUUAAGCCCGAAAACUUGCUUUUGGAUAACAAGGGGAACGUCAAGGUCUCGGAUUUUGGACUAAGUGCUUUGCGGAAGCGAGGAGAACUGCUGUCGACGGCUUGUGGCUCCCCAUGCUAUGUUGCACCUGAGCUACUGACCAACAGAGGAUACGACGGGGCAGCAGCAGAUAUCUGGUCUUGCGGGGUAAUCCUGUUCGAGAUGCUUUCUGGCACUUUACCUUUCGAUGAUCGCAACCUCAUCAACUUAUACAAGAAGAUCUACAAGGCAGAAUACAAAUUCCCGACAUGGUUCACAGAGAGUCAGAAGCGCAUAAUAUCGAGAAUUCUUGACCCAAAUCCUAAAACGAGGAUAACAGCUCCGGAGAUCGGCGAGGAUGCUUGGUUUCAGAUCGAUUAUGAGCCUGCUUACGGCUAUGAGUGUGACGGGAAAGACUGUGCCGAUGAAGUUCGUGACGCUUUUGAGUCAGUCGAGGAAGCAGAAGCAGAGCAGAGCAUCCCUAAGUCGUCGAGUUUCAUCAAUGCGUUCCAAUUGAUUGCGAUGUCCCACGACCUCGACUUGUCUGGCCUAUUCGAAGAGCAGGACGAAGUCAAGGAGAAAGUUAUGCUCGUCUCAGACAACACACUCGGUGACACCAUGACGAAGAUCCAAACAGCAGCAGCAGACGUGAACCUGUCGGUUGAUCGUUGUAACAACAAGUUGAAGAUGCACCCGUCUCUGAAAAUGACCAGGUGUUCUCGAUCGUAUUUCAGCUUAUCGGCAGAGGUGAUUGAAGUUGCUCCGUUGCACUGUGUGAUAGAAAUAUCCAAAUCUGCAGGGGAGCUAGGCGAGUAUAAAGAGUUCUGCAGGAGCUUAUCGAACCUACUGAAGGACGACUCAGGUGUUGCAUCGCCAGCGCAAGAGUGUUAAAAGCAUUUGAACCGUAUAUGCUUCUGAAGUGUCUCCCCAUUGAGAUUCUUCAGCAGACGAUAGUGAUAAUGAUGAUAAGUUCACCGAAGUAAACAGGAUCAAGAACUUCAAAGUUACAGACCAAUAGAAGGAGUAAGCCGAACUCCGAGAUGUUUCAACUUAUUUACCAGCCUGCACUAUGAAGAUCGCGGCGGUUAAGUCACGAAAACCAGUCCGAUUGUUUUCCUUUUUCACUUGUUAUUUGGUGUGUGAAAAUUUACUUCUCUUUUCGCAUUUCUGUAAAGGCAAGGAAAUACAGAAACUCCGUUUUAUUGCUCGAGUGAGAAAGAGAGGAUAAUUAUCUUAAGUUGGUUUGUUGUACUUGUGGACAUUCCAUGUUGAAUUGAAGAUACGGUAUGCCGAGGUUGUAAAUACGAGCAGUUUUGUCAUAAGCUUCGGCGGCAAGUCUAAACAUGAAAUUUUUUUA
Molecule: messenger RNA, 2154 nt
Organism: Punica granatum (pomegranate)
Lineage: Eukaryota; Viridiplantae; Streptophyta; Magnoliopsida; Myrtales; Lythraceae
Source: RefSeq, a predicted model, not a curated record